Molecule: messenger RNA, 5037 nt
Organism: Oryzias latipes (Japanese medaka)
Lineage: Eukaryota; Metazoa; Chordata; Actinopteri; Beloniformes; Adrianichthyidae
Gene: ccdc186
Product: coiled-coil domain-containing protein 186
Biological process (GO): vesicle cytoskeletal trafficking
Cellular component (GO): trans-Golgi network
Molecular function (GO): small GTPase binding
Source: RefSeq, a predicted model, not a curated record
UUUGUUGAUGUGUCAUAUCCUUCUUUCGGGGCGACUCUCUGGGCGAUCAGCUGGUUAAACAAGGAGUUUCAAGUUCACUCCUCUUCUGGUCUGUCUACGCGACAAUAAAAACAAUGGAUCUAAAGAAUUAGGUUUGAAGUACAGAGGGACCAUGGAACAACCAGGUCCUUCCACAGAUCCUCAAAAGAUGGAGGGAUUAGAGGUGAAACCAUUUAUGGACGAGUCUGUGGAUCAGCUGGGCAACGGCUCGGAUGAGAAGGACACUAUAUCUCUGCAUGACAUAGAAAACAGUUUGAAUUCAAAAGAAGAAAUUAACAGGGAAUCAACAACAAACAACAAGCAGGGAGCUCAAAGAUGCUCUCAGGAGAAUUUGGAUGGAGAAGAGCCGGUUUCUAACAAGUCCGACAGCAGUACUGUUUUCUCUGGGAGUGAGAGACCCUCCCCUGUUUCCUCAGAUGGGGUUCCUGUCACUCUGGUAGCGCCUGCCGCCCAUCAAGAUGUUGUGGAAGGUGCUCCACCUGCAGAAACAACUGAGAUCCCAUCGACUAAUCAAACAGCUGACCCAAGCGACGGCAAACAGCCGUCACUGUUGGUCUCUAGAUCAUCCGAGUCGUCGCCCGUUGACAGUGGUGAUUUAUCCGAGAGCCCUUCAUCAUGUUCUGUCCAAAGCUCUUCCAAAAACUCAUUUACCGACUCCUCAACCACCUCUGGGAUCUUUAACGGCCCCUCUACCCCAAGCUCAGACACCGUCAGCUCCUCGCCCGCCUCCAGUCCACAAACUCGGUCCAACGAUUUGCAUUCCUCGUCGAGCCCCUUUGACACCGACUGUAGCAGAAAGCUCAUUUCCCAGAUCCAGCGAACGCUGUCACAGGAGUCGCUGCUGGACGAGCUGGAAUCGGAGUUGUUGAAUUGCCAGCUGGCUGAAGGUGUUGGUGAGGGAAAGAGGAAAGGAAGUCCACCAGUUAAUGGGCUCUCAGCAGACCAGAAGGGCUGCAUGAUGGCCUUUGAGAAGUGCGUCCAGGACAAGUACACAAAACAGGAAAAAGCAAUUCAGAGGUUGCUCGAAGAGAACAAGAGACAUCAAGAGCUGAUCCUGGGCAUCUGCUCAGAGAAAGACAACAUGAGGGAGGAGAUAAAGAAGAGGGCAGAAAUGGAAAAGCAGCACAUCACCACCAUUAAAAAGUUGGAGGGCAGGUUGGAGGAGCUACUGAAAGAGUUGAAGGAUUCACGAGAUACACUGAUCCACCACGAGCAGACAGCUAAGGCUAACCUCCAGCAGAUGCAGAGGGAGAUGACUUGCCGCAUCGAACAGGUAAACAGGAAGUGUGACGAGGCACGCCAAGAAAAGGAGGCCAUGGUGAUGAAAUAUGUGCGGGGAGAGAAGGAGGCGCUCGACCUGAGGAGGGACAAGGAAAGUUUGGAGAAGAGGCUGAGGGAGGCGGUCAAGGAGAUGGACCGCCAGGCUCUCCGUGGAAACCAGCUGGCUCAGGAGAAAGGACGACUGCAGCAGUUAUUCGAUUCUAAGGAAGGCGAGGUCGGCCGAUUGACCCGAGAGGUGGAAAAGUUGAAGGAUGAGAUUAACUCCCAUCUUAUAAAGGUCAAAUGGGCCCAGAACAAACUAAAGAGUGAAGCAGACGCUCACAAGGAAACUAAAGACAAACUAAGAGAAACGACCUCCAAGUUGGCUCAGGCCAAAGAGGAGACUGAGCAGAUCCGCAAAAACUGCCAAGACAUGAUCCGAACUUAUCAGGAAUCAGAAGAGCUCCGAUCAAACGAGCUGGACGCUAAACUACGAGAGACCAAAGGAAAGCUGGAGAAGCACAUACAGGAGCAAACAGACCAAUUAGAGGUGCAACGCCUGAAGGAAAAAGAGCUGGAGGACUUGAAGAAGAGUUACAAAGAAAGCAUGGACGAGCUGGAGACUCUUCGCACUAAGUUAAAGUGCCUGGAGGACGAGCGACCACGAUGGGAAGACGAGCUGACUAACUAUAGGGAGAUCAUCAACCGGCAAAAAGCUGAGAUCGGCCGUCAGAGAGAAAAAGUGGAGGAGGUCACAGCACUUGAGGAGCAACAUCAGCGUGACACGGAUGAAAUCGCGUCUCUCCGUGAGGAAGUCAGCAGCCUGACCGCUCAGAUGGCUGACCUGCAGCGGGAUGUUCAGGGAAGCCGAGAGCGUGAAGCGGAGUUGCUUGGCUUUACCGAGAAACUGAGCAGCAAGAACGCCCAGCUGCAGUCGGAGAGCAACGCGCUGCAGUCCCAGCUGGAUCAGCUCAGCAGCAACUUCACAGAAGUCCAGGCGAGGCUGGAGGAGACGAGCAGGCUGCUCGACGACAAGUCACGACAGCUGAAACGAGAGGAGGCGCUGAGGCAGCAGGAGGUGCAGGGUCUGCAGGAGGAGCGGGGAGCACUGCAGACAGAGGUGAACCAGCUCAAAACCAAGGUAGAGGAGCUCAGGGACGAGCUGGUGACCCAGAAAAGGAAACAAGCUGCCAACAUAAAGGACCUCACAAAACAGCUCAUCCAAGCUCGAAAAAAGCUGGAGCAUGUCGAUAACGGUGGAUGUGACCGGGAUGCCAACAGCAUGGGCAGCCGCUCCAGUUCUUCAGGUUCCUUGAAUGCUCGGCACGGCGGGACCUCUGGUGCAGACGACAGCUCGUCAGCUCCUUCCCCGGUGGUUGCCGACAGCUUCCCAGAGGUCGACAAGACCGUGCUCGUCGAUCGCAUCGUGCGCCUCCAAAAGGCCUUGGCGCGAAAGCAGGAAAAAAUUGAGUUCAUGGAGGAUCACAUCAGGCAGCUGGUGGAGGAGAUCCGCAAAAAAACAAAAAUUAUCCAGAGCUAUGUGCUUAGAGAAGAGUCAGGGGCCCUCUCAUCGGAGGCGUCGGAUAUCAACAAGGCGCACCUCAGCCGCAGGGGGGGGAUCAUGGCCUCGCUGUACACCUCCCACCCGGCGGACAGCGGACUGACCCUGGACCUGUCGCUGGAGAUCAACAGGAAGCUGCAGGCCGUGUUGGAGGACACGCUGCUGAAGAACAUCACUCUGAAGGAGAAUUUACAGACUUUGGGAACUGAGAUUGAAAGGCUCACCAAGCAGCAGAGGGGUCCUGAGGAUGGGGCCAGAAGAAAGUGACAUGAAGAAGCUCUUGAAGACUGCAGCCGUGACUUACUUUCCAAACUCAUGAAGGAACACAGAGCGUCACGAGUGGAAGUGGGGCAUUAGGCGCCUUGAGUUUGCUACCCGUUUGAAGGGAACGUCCAAACCGACUGGACGUGAGACUUCUCUGUCCGUGCUGCUUCAUCUCCAUACACUCCAUCGCACAACAUACCUUCCUCUGCUUCACAGCUGUCUACCCAGGGAACCUUCGGUUUGAAAGUUUGCUGCCUAGAAAAUAACUAAAAAAUAGUCUGAUUUGCCAGUAAAAUGAAGAAAAAUAAAGACUUGUUCCCUGAAGUCCAUCCCCCAAAAAAGCCUAAUGUCCUUUUGAAGGACUGCUGCUUUGGUUAGACCGCACACAGCUCCACGUUCAACGUCUGGCUUUAGGAAACCUCAUGAGCAACAUGUUGUUUUUUCUGCAAAGCACUUGGAGCACGUUUAUUUUCCGGCUGUGUGACACAGGUGCUUGAUUUCAGGGCUCAUCCAUGUCAAAAAUCGCUUCAGCCAAAAGCAAAAACGCCAUCCGCAAGGAAUGAGAGGGUAAAUCCACAGUAAAUAUCUUUAGCAACAUUUGAAUGUAUUUUUUUUUGUUUCCUUUUUAAGUUGCUUGUUUUAUUUUCAGAUUUUUAUUUUUCCGAUAUGAUGUAUUUCUACAUAAAGUUUUCUCUGAUUUUAAUUUUAAAAAAAAAUCUAUUUUUUUCACUGAAAGCUGGCUCUGAAGAAAAAUGUAGUAUGAAGUAAUUAAUUCAUUUAUCCAGUCUGGUAAGGUGGCAUUAUUAGCAUUCUAACAUUUUUUUGCACCAGAUAGAUUUUAUUUUAUUUUUUUACCUUUUUCUUUUUCUUUCUUUUAUUUUGGUAGUGUCAGAAAGUCCAAUAUGUUAAUGAGUUGAAGGAGAUCUGUAGCUCAGGAAACACUGGAGAAAUAUCCAGGGACAAAGUGCAAUUCUGUACUGUUUUAUUUUUUUUAAAGUUUAUUUUGGUUGAGAUUCAUCCAUGUGCCAUUAUUUUGUUUUUACCCUUCUGUUAAAAUAUGAUUGUGCUUUUUCCGACUGUUCUGUUCACUCCUCGCACACAAAAAGCUGCAGCUCUUUAUGAAAAUGACCAUUGAAGGACUUCUGAGCUACAUGACAGACGGUGCUUUUGUCCUUCUGAAUACUUUACUCAGUACAGCAGAAAGAGGUGAUCUAGUAUUCCCCUUCACCGUCUCAGUAACCCGGUUUUACAGUGCAGUCUCACCCCGAGGUUUUGCCAAAAUGACCCUCUACUUGAGGCCAGACUCAUCUUAUAGCCUGCAGGGAUUGCUCAGCAUCUCUGACAUUAAGAGAACCACGUUGCAUUCUUUCGUCCUUCUUCAACUCUCCUUUUGUAGGAAAAACAUAUAUUUUUAAAAAGGGUCACAUGAUGGUCUCAGAGUGUUGUUUUUUCAUUGCAAAAUUAAAACUGAGUUGCUUUUUUGCCAACAUAUUUUCAUGUUGCAUUUUGCAGAAAUGCAGCCCUUGCAUGGGGAAACUCGACCUCUGUAAUCCUCAUGCAUGCUAAAACGGCUCCUUCAGGUUUGUGCUACCUGAAAAGAUUUCCACGGCCUUCAAGCAAAAAGCCAGUCUGCAGCUGAAGAACUUUUAAAUCUAAUGCCUCAGAGUGAAAAUAUGAAGAAAUGAUGUUCAUCGUGUGAACAGCCCGAUCCUGUCAAAAUGAAUUCUGUGGUUUUCCAGCUGUGUAAAGCAUCCUGUUUGCUCAAUGGUGUGAAAUCAUCAAACUGUGAUUUAAUAUACUUGUGUAUAUACAAUAUUCUGUAUUAUAAGAUGUUUUAAGAAGAAACUAUUCCUGAUUUUUGUUUGUACAUAUGGUGGUUCUGGGGAAUAAAAAUCAACAAAUCUUAACUUAAA